Dovyalis caffra is the source of this 438-nucleotide messenger RNA. Lineage: Eukaryota; Viridiplantae; Streptophyta; Magnoliopsida; Malpighiales; Salicaceae. The record is from the annotation of a GenBank genome assembly.
AUGAAGUUGCUAAAACUCUUCCUCGCUCUCUCAGCAACAAUAGCUACCGUUGCAGCUUUGCAUUUAGACAAUUACAAUGAAAAAUCAAGCAAGCAAAGUGAACUCUCAUUGUCUGAAAUCCAAGAAGGAACUUCCUUACGAGGGGUUGGCCGCUUCCUGGCUCAACAAAACCUGAAAACAAAUCUGAAAUGCAAUAAGUUCCCGCGAAUUUGUCGACAGAAAACAAGUCCAGGACCAGAUUGCUGCAGCAAGAAAUGUGUUAAUGUGAAGAAGGACCGAUUGAACUGUGGUAGGUGUGGCCACAAGUGCAAGUACACUGAAACAUGCUGCAAGGGACAGUGUGUAAACGCAUCGUUCGAUAAAAGACAUUGCGGUGGAUGCAAUAAGAAGUGCAAGAAAGGGGAAUUUUGUGUUUAUGGGAUGUGUAGCUAUGCAUGA